AUGCCAGACUUGCUGAAGACGACAGCGCUAUUUAUCCUGAGCUCGACUUUCCGGUGGGGAGAUUCGGUCAGGGUGGAGAACUCGGAAAUUGCGAAAAUCCUCCAUCGGCCGAUCAGAGCUCUCUCGUUUCCGGAAAACAGCGGCAUGGGCAUCUUCUUCGCCCUGGCCGUGCCCCUCGAGGAGCCUCUAAACCAGGUCUCCCUCUCGUACUUCUUCGAGGCGACGUACCAGUUGCCUCCAAAUUCCACGGAUUUCGGUCCAUGGCUCAACCCUGACGAGUACAGAAGGAAAAAGCGAAGCCUAGACAGAACCACCACCUACGGAAUCAUCGAAAAUAAAUUCGAAAGUUUCGGAUAUCCGGGCAGGGAGUGUCUCCUGAGAUCGAUCUGCGAGGCCUCGCAGCAUCCCUUGGAGCACAAUGGAGUUUUGGGCGACAUCCUCCGUGUCAUCUUCGCGCCGUCGACUUCCCGCCCGGAGGACCUGCCCGAAGAGGUCCUGAAGGCUGAGCACCAUGGUAAGGAUGGGUCCUGCGAGGGAUACGAGAAGAUCUGCCCCCUAGGACUCCUCGACCUGGUCGGGACCCUUCUUUAA
Orussus abietinus is the source of this 591-nucleotide messenger RNA. RefSeq lists its product as uncharacterized. NCBI's taxonomy places the organism in Eukaryota, Metazoa, Arthropoda, Insecta, Hymenoptera, Orussidae. Bases 1 to 591 code for a protein of 196 amino acids. The record is from RefSeq and is a predicted model, not a curated record. The transcript is spliced from 5 exons.